Ixodes scapularis (black-legged tick) is the source of this 845-nucleotide messenger RNA. Its product is annotated as myophilin. NCBI's taxonomy places the organism in Eukaryota, Metazoa, Arthropoda, Arachnida, Ixodida, Ixodidae. The coding region runs from base 191 to 772 and encodes 193 amino acids. The record is from RefSeq and is a predicted model, not a curated record. Gene Ontology annotation, molecular function: protein binding. The transcript is spliced from 4 exons.
CCCGGCCGCUCCCUCCCUCCUGCUCCAGCGGUUCGAAACGCCGCCAAGAGCCAGCCCCCUAACAUCGCAUCACGCGCUGGAAACCGAGGGAUCAUCCUACGUUCCCGCCUGGCAAUUUUCUAAUCCCUGACAUUACGUGUAUACUUCAACCAAACUCUUACAUUGUGGCCCGUAUUCCCAGAGAGUACAAAUGAAGCAGCUGAAGAAAGCAGACAUUGAGCAGAAGGAAUGGGAGGACGACCUGCAACCGAGCCAGCGUGACAACACCAAAGAGAGCCAGAUCCUGAUGUGGAUUUGGAACUGCCUGGAGAUGGUGAGCAGCCUGGACUACGACCAGUUCCUCAAGGACGGGGUGGCACUCUGCAAGCUGAUGAACCACCUGCGUCCCGGGUCGGUGCCGAUCGAAGAGGUGACCGCCGGCACAGACGCCCGCCAGAAGCGUCGCAACAUCGAGCUCUUCCUCCGUGCCGCCAAGAACUACGGGGUGCCGGACCGGAUGCUCUUCGCACCGGACGAACUGCUGUUCCUCACGCACGUGCCCAAGGUCACCAGAUGCAUCUUCGCCCUGGGAAAGCUGGUCGACGCCGACACCGGCUACGACGGUCCGAAGCUGGGCGAGGAGCCCUACGAACCCGUGAACGCGGCGGCAGGCCGGCGACGGGGAGGCAUGCCCCUGGGAGACGACAUCUACGUGGCGCACGUGAACGUCAGGGACGUCAUCAAGAGACUGCCCAGCCUGAUCGAGGGACAGGACCCCAUCACCGUCGGAUGAACCCAAACGGCACACCUGUUCUUCGUUUUUUUUUUUUUCUUUUAAUAAAAAUGGGGAAGAAACGUUCUACGGA